Molecule: messenger RNA, 3613 nt
Organism: Fundulus heteroclitus (mummichog)
Lineage: Eukaryota; Metazoa; Chordata; Actinopteri; Cyprinodontiformes; Fundulidae
Gene: ttf2
Product: transcription termination factor, RNA polymerase II
Exons: 23
Coding region: 85-3483 (1132 amino acids)
Molecular function (GO): ATP binding; ATP-dependent chromatin remodeler activity; zinc ion binding
Source: RefSeq, a predicted model, not a curated record
AGUGCUGUGAUUGGUCAAUGCAAAAGUUUCGAUUCAUGAACGAGACGUUGAAGCAAGAAAGUGGAAGAAAGCUUCUAAGAAAUAAUGGAAACAGUUAAAUGUAGCGUACACGGUACUGUAUGCAUGCUAAAAACCGGCGUGAGAGACGGUCCAAAUAAAGGCAGGAGCUUCUAUAUUUGCAUCGACAAGCAGGGCUGUGACUUCACUCAACAGGCCAGCGUCUCACCUUCCCACUGUCUGCAUCAUGAAGAUUCAAUGGUUGAGCUCCAGGCGCUCAGCUACAGUCAACAACAGCAGAGCCACCGACUUUACUACAGAUGUGCUGUAGGAAAAAGAACAGGACAGCGUUGGUGUGGAAACGUGCCCUGGACUGCUCCAGAAAAAGCAAAGAGAACUCCUCUGACUGACUCCCAGCUGCAGCCCUCCUGCAUGCCACCUGUCAGAAAUCCAUUUAAGGCUCCCGACAAGACAGACAAAACGACAGACUGGAGAAAAAUUCAGAGUGGAGGGAGUGAAGAGAAAGGAGGGGAGAAGAAAAUCAGCAAAGCAGGUUACCAUGCCGAAGGAAAGCAAAGUUCCCAGAAGGAAAACGAGAAGGCUUUAGGUGCAGGAGCGGAAGAGGAAAGAAAGGUCAGCGCAUCUGAAACGUAUCGAGGUAAGCUGCUCCCACCGGGUAUGAAGUUAAAGACGAGGAUUUCAAGCGAGGAGAGCAGCAGCUCCAAAGCUGACCGUGAUGAUAAAGCAGCAGUUCGGAUACAAGACAAAGCUGAGGUGGAAGAGGCAGAAAAAACAAUUUCUGCACCAGACGUUGCUGUCGAUCCAAACCAUUUACAGGGAGUCGGUCAAACUUGCCCUGAUCGGCAAAAAAGCCUACCACAGGACGCGAGCGACGGUCAGACCGAACCCAUAGCAGAGAAGAGCACAUCCGGCAGAAGCAGCCAGUCUUCCAGAAAAGAAGAUGGGGGCGUUUCAGCACGUGUUCAGUCCGAUAGAGUAGCAACCCACUCAGAUGGGGAGGAUGAAGAUGUGGUGUUGGUUUCAGUGAAACCGGCAACUCAGAAAACUCCUCCGGCUUCCGCUGUCCAAAAGACGAUCACCAGCUUCCCUGGGUUCCAGUCGGCCGCCAGGGUGGGAGAUCAGAAAGGGAUGCACUGCCUGCUGAGUGCGCAGCUCCAACAGAAGAAGGCCACCCUGUCGUCGGUGAACGUGGCGGCUCUGCCAGAUAAAGGAGAGAGGUUGAGGGUACAGGUGAAAGAGCUGGAGGAUGCUCUGGAGUCCCUGAGCCUUGCUGCUGCCUCUCAGCCUGAGUCUGUGGACGAGUCUCAGAGCGAUGGUUCUGCUGCUGCUAGGCCCGUUGUCAAUCCAUUCAGCAGCAGGCAGGGCGGGACCAUCCUGCUCCCCUCCCCCCCAGUACCAGUACCAGGCCCGGUCCAGGACCAAGCCUCCGGCAGCUCUCUGGGACUUCAGCUGAGCCAGGGGAACACCCACAUGUUUGCAGCCGAUCUGCUGAUGCACUCUUACUACGGCGGCCGGAUGACAAAUGAUCGUCUGCUGGCGGUGAAGAACGCCACCUGCGAGGCCAUCGACCAUCUCCACAAAUCCCUGGAGUCCUGUCCAGAUCCCGAGGAGGAGGCUUCAGACCCGGGGGGCAUCAAGGUGUCACUCUUGCCCCAUCAGAGGAGAGCUUUGGCCUGGCUGCUCUGGAGGGAGACUCAGAAUCCAUGUGGAGGAAUUCUGGCGGACGACAUGGGCCUGGGGAAGACCCUGACCAUGAUCGCCCUCAUGCUGACAAAGAAGGCGGAGGCAGAAAAAGAAGGCGAAAAGAAGAAAGAGAAGAAGCUGGACUCCUGGGUGUCUAAAUCUGACCCCAGCACUGUUGACUCCAAAGGCACGCUGGUGGUUUGUCCCGCCUCCCUCAUUCACCACUGGAAGAAGGAGAUAGAGAGGCACGUGAGGAGAGGCAAGAUGUCGGUGUACCUGUACCACGGGGCCAACCGCGAGAAAAGUGCCAGAGCAUUGGCAGACUACGACGUGGUCGUGACCACAUACAGUUUGGUCUCUAAGGAGGUUCCAGUCCAAAAGGAGGAUGCAGAAAACCCCAGCAAAGAGCCUGACCCUGUGUCCUGUCGUUCAGCGCCUCUACUGCGAGUCUCCUGGGCCCGAAUCGUUCUGGACGAAGCCCACAACAUCAAAAACCCCAAAGUGCAGACCUCCAUGGCCGUCUGUCAGCUGAGAGCCCGCACCCGCUGGGCCGUGACCGGCACCCCCAUCCAGAACAACCUGCUGGACAUGUACUCGCUGCUGAAGUUCCUGCGUUGCUCCCCGUUCGACGAGUACAAGCUCUGGAAAGCUCAGGUGGACAACCGCUCCACGAGGGGCCGAGAGAGGCUCAACAUCCUGACGAGGACUCUGCUGCUGCGACGCACCAAAGAUCAGCUCGACUCCCGGGGGAAGCCGCUGGUGUCUCUCCCUACCCGGACCUGUGAAGUGCAUCAGCUCAAACUCUCUGAGGACGAGCAGGCCGUGUACGAUGUGGUGUUCGCUCAGUCCAGGUCUACUCUGCAGAACUACCUGAAGAGACAUGAAGGAAAGGAUUUGAACAAGGGAAACACUUCCAGUAUCAAUCCGUUUGAUAAAGUCGCCCAGGAGUUCGGCGUGUCCCAGGCCGAUCCCGCUGGGUCCAGCUCUCGGCAGGCGUCCAGCACUGUCCACAUCCUCUCGCUGCUGCUGCGCCUCAGGCAGAGCUGCUGCCACCUCUCGCUUCUUAAAAAGACGUUGGACUCGUCUGAGCUGCAGGGGGAUGGGAUCGUGCUGUCGUUGGAGGAGCAGCUGAACGCUCUGUCGCUCUCCUCCUCCUCCUCCUCCUCCUCCUCUUCGCCGUCAGGCCUCGACCCCAAAGACACUGUGGCCCUGAAUGGCACCCGGUUCCCCUCACAGCUGUUUGAGAAGACCAGUAAAAGCACCAAGAUUUCUGCAAUCACGUCUGAGCUCAUGGCAAUAAGAGAGAAGAGUGACAAUCAGAAAAGUGUGAUCGUGUCACAGUGGACCAGCAUGCUCAGCAUCAUAGCGGUUCAUCUGCAGCAGAUGGGCUUGACUUACGGCGUCAUCGACGGCACCGUCAACCCCAAACGCCGCAUGGACGUGGUGGAGGAGUUUAACACAGACCCUAAAGGUCCCCAGGUUAUGCUGGUUUCUCUAUGUGCUGGUGGGGUUGGACUCAAUCUUGUUGGAGGGAAUCAUCUCUUCCUCGUUGACAUGCACUGGAACCCAGCCUUGGAGGAUCAGGCCUGUGACCGAAUCUAUAGAGUGGGACAACGUAAAGACGUCACCAUUCACAGGUUUGUGUGUGAAGGAACAGUUGAGGAGAAGAUUGCCACACUGCAGACAAAGAAGAAGGAGCUGGCCCAGAAUGUGCUUUCAGGAACAGGGAGCACCGUCUCUCAACUCUCCUUGGCUGAUCUCAAAAUCAUAUUUGGUGUUUAAAAAUAACAUCCUUGCAGGGCAUCUUUUACAAUGUUUGCAUAUUUGUAUGUGUAUUGAUACAAACCUGUGGAAAAUCUUGAACUAUCCUAAUGAGGAUGAGGUAUUAAAAUACUUAAAAUGAAAGACAAUA